Messenger RNA from Hermetia illucens (black soldier fly), 816 nucleotides. Its product is annotated as glutathione S-transferase 1-like. Gene Ontology annotation, biological process: glutathione metabolic process. Gene Ontology annotation, molecular function: glutathione transferase activity. The record is from RefSeq and is a predicted model, not a curated record. The transcript is spliced from 2 exons. Lineage: Eukaryota; Metazoa; Arthropoda; Insecta; Diptera; Stratiomyidae. The coding region runs from base 82 to 753 and encodes 223 amino acids.
AGCCGAUAUUGCGGCCAUUCAGUGUGAAGUUUCGAAUUAUUUCGUGAAGACUGAAAAAACUUUGUUUAUUUCAAUUUCAAUAUGGGCAAACCUAUUAUUUACGGAGUGGAUGGAAGUCCUGCGGUUCGGGCAGUGUUACUUACAGCUCACGCGAUCGGUUUGGACUAUGAACUACAUGAAAUCGACCCUCACAAAAAUGAAACUAAAACAGAAGAAUUUUUGAAAAAGAACCCCCAACACACCAUCCCCACCCUUGAAGAUGAUGGCAAAUGCAUUUGGGAUAGUCAUGCGAUCAUUACAUAUCUGGCCAGCAAGUACGCAAAGGACGACUCCUUGUAUCCUAAGGAUUUAUAUAAACGCGCAGUAGUAGACCAGAGGCUUCAUUUUGAAAGCAGUGUUUUGGGUCCUCGAAUGUUUGCUUUUGGGGCCUCCUGGAGAAGCAAUGAUCCACAGGCAAAAGAGGACGCUAAAACCGGCAUACUCGGAGCUUACGAUUUCCUUGAAAAAUUCAUCGGUAGCAACCAAUACCUCGCUGGAGACUCCCUCACUGUUGCGGAUUUUUCAAUUUUAGCUAACUUCUCAACUUUGGUCAACUUCAUACCUGCAGAUCUAGAACGAUUUCCAGGACUUUGUAACUGGUUUAGCCGGUUAAGUAAGCUUCCUUACUACCAGAAAGCAAACGGCGAAGGACUGCAGAAAGUGAUUGAGAUGACUAAGCAAAUGGUCGCUGAAAAAACACAAAACGCUCCUUAAAUUAUGGGCAAUGACUUUGUGGAGGGUAUUUUUAAUGGAAUGUAAUAAAAUUAUAUAAAAUUA